AUGCACCGCUUCUACGGUAAGUCCUCUAACGAAACCGUUAAACUACCCCGGACCCCAUCCCCCAAACCCGGCCAACCGUCCAUGGAAACCAGCCCCCUGGAACCGCCCCGUCUGCGCCGUUCCAACGCCAUCAAACGCAUAGGAGAGGCUCUUGUCAAUUGUCGUCGCGAGGGCGCUCGUGCAGAAUCACCUACUCCAACGGGCAGAAUCCGGCCGUUCUCUUCUACGCGGACGGAUGGCCAGGAUCGUAUCAACGCUGGCGCUGAUCAUGUCCACAACGCUAAUAGGGUUAUAGGAGAUAUCGAUAUCCCGCCCAUGAAGGACGAGUGGACGUGGGAGGACAUGCGCCGUCUACCGGGCAUUCUGAUCUCCUUUGUUAAAUCCGGAAUGCCUGCCGAUGAACUCGGUUUCUAUCUCGACAAGAUGCUCUACGGCCGCGACAGGUCUGUCGGCGGGGUCGUAACGACCCUGGUUAACGGGAACGUCAGGUACCACGAGAUCGCCAUCCGCACGCUCAAACUCCUAGAUCUAUACGAUGACGACGGCCACCUCCUGUCAGAGCAGGUCGCCCCCGCUGAGUCGGGAUCGCGCCGCCGUCCUAACCGCCCCUUGCACUACAAGGUAACCCACAGACAAAUACAGAUGCAGACUCCCCCCAUCUCACUCUAUGAUUGCAAUGAGGAACUACUCUCCUACAACGACCCCGACACCACCGGUCCCGAAAUCAUCUGUCCCCGACCCCGCCACGUAGCCCUCGAGCGAGAAUGUAUCCAGUGCUCCUUAGCCGAGGACGCUGAUGCACACGCUACCUCCAGCGAAGAUGAAGACGAAGACGGUGAGCAGGACCCCUUUGCCGAUUUCGACUUCGCCUUCGACAACACGGACAACAUCAACGCUAACGCUUAUGCUGGCAAUGCUUAUGACCCCAACACCAGCAGCAGCAGCACCAGUCCCUUUGAUGAUGAUGUCGCUAUGCAGGACGCGCAGGCUAUCCGGUAUAUCAAUCCCGGUCCGGCUAGAAUCUGUAGUCAGUGUUACGACGAUGGUAGCAGUAUGGCUGCGCAAGCUAACACUAACAGCAAGCAACAUAAUGCAAGUGGAGUCCCUGAAGAACUUAUUCCGGGAAUGGCGGCGAAGCCGGAGCUGAAGAGGGAGAGGUUUUUGAUCGACUAA
Molecule: messenger RNA, 1173 nt
Organism: Aspergillus chevalieri
Lineage: Eukaryota; Fungi; Ascomycota; Eurotiomycetes; Eurotiales; Aspergillaceae
Exons: 1
Coding region: 1-1173 (390 amino acids)
Source: RefSeq, a predicted model, not a curated record